This is a messenger RNA of Amoebophrya sp. A120, 9831 nucleotides long. Lineage: Eukaryota; Dinophyceae; Syndiniales; Amoebophryaceae. The record is from the annotation of a GenBank genome assembly.
AGUGAUAAAGUACUUUUUAAUAGAUUUCCGCAAUAGCACAAUGAAACGAACUCUCUCUCUUUUUAUAGACAUAUUUGCGAACAUCGGUGGCAAGAGUAGGAAAUCGAAAUCAGCUUGUGCGAGUGUGAAUGUCUUUCCGCUCCUCUCCUGAGGAGAACGGCGCAAAUACAAUAUGAUGGAAAUAAAGUUCAUUUGCGGCUGCAAGGCAUCUGUUUUUUCAGUUUUUUCAGCCAACAAGUAGACUCAGACAGACCCCAACUCUAUUAAGCACCAUGCCGCCUCGAAAAGGCGGGCGCAAGCGGAAGUUAGCGGACGAUGACUCCGAGGAACAGUCUCGUGCGCGACAACCGAAGCAGGUCAAGGCCGAAAUACAACCUGCCGAGGAGGCCGUACCUCCAUUCGCGGAGGAACUACCCGCUGCCGGUGGAGAAGCAGAAAAUGAUCCUGCUGCCGUACAAGAAACACUUGCCGUGGAGCUCCAGCCAGACGAAGUCAAUGAAGAACCAGACGCGUUUGCAGCAAACGAACAAGAAAUUGCGGCGCCAGCUGCACAGCCGCAAGAGUCCGCCGAGUCGUCAAGCAGCUCGUCCUCCUCAUCGUCAGCAGCUGCACAGGAGGAAGCACAACAUGCGCCCGCCGCCGACGAGGAAGCUGUGCCAGCAGACGCUGAAGUAGAUGUCAUGGAACAGCAGGUCGACCCCCCCGCAGAACCGCCUGUUUCGUCCAAUGCAAAGCAGGUUGCCAGUGCUUCGAAGAAAUCUUCCAAUUCCUCCUCCUCUUCGUCCUCAUCCAAAGCGGCGAACAAAAAAAAGGAUCCGCCUUCCGCCUCAAGUAAAAAGAACCAGCCACUCUCUGCGGGCAAAGUUGUAAACAGUGCCAGCAAGGCGGUUUCGUUUAAGAAGCCGGCGAAGAAGGACACGAUUGAAACGUUGCUGCCGCCGUUGGAAGAGGACGAGGAGAAGCCGGAGCCGAAAUCCGCCAUGAAGGGCAACAAGGCGAAAACGCCGAUGAAGGUGCAGUUCUCGCAGGCCGAAGUCGAAGAGUUCUCCGCGUCCCAACUGAAUGGCACGCCGCGACUGGACCCCGUGACCGGACUUCCGCUCAACAGCUCGGCUCCAACGUCAAGCCAGCAACUGCCCGUCCCAGGCGCGUCAGCAGCAGCAUCCUCGUCUUCUCAACAUCAUACAGCUGCGUACUACAACAGUGGCAGUGCCUCUGCCCCGCCAGCCUCGUCUAUGUUCAUGAACAACAGCGCAGCCUCGGAGCAAGAUCAAGAAGAAUACCAGCAAGGACCUCCCCCGCCCAGUGGCACCGGUUCGAACGAGGGGUCCGUCCGGCCGUCCGCGGUUCCCGGGGCGGCGCCCAGCGCGCAGAACAACACGAGUUCCAAUCCCUCGUCGGCAGCGUCGCCCGACCUGCCGGACAACAAUGUGGUGCAGGUGGAGAAGGAGCCCGAGAAAAAGCAGCGCCUGAUGAUCGAGAAGAUCGAGCUGGAGAACUUCAAAUCCUACGGCGAGAAGCGCACCAUCGGGCCCUUUCACCAGCUCUUUUCCGCGGUCAUCGGGCCCAACGGGAGCGGGAAGUCCAACACCAUUGACGCCCUGCAGUUUGCGUUCGGAAAGCGAGCCAAAGAGGUGCGACAAAACAAGUUGUCCGAACUCAUCCACAACUCCAAGGGGAAGGAAAAUUUGAAAAUGUGCCGGGUCUCCGUCUACAUGAUGGACAUUUUGGACGAGCCCGACUUUGACGCAGACAAGCCGUACACCGUCGUGCCGAGUACUUCGUUUUUAAAAAAAAUUUCAGUUUGUUAUUUUUCUGUACCACUAGAAUAGUCCUUGUGGUUUGCUGAAGCUUUUCCUUCGUGUCAGUACUUUGGCAGGUUAUCAACAAAGUGAACUCGACAAUAACCACACUCCCUUGCAGACACGGAGAUCGUUCUAACGCGAGAGGCAACUUCGAAGAACGUGUCCACCUACUACCUAAACGGCAAGACGUCAAGUUUUACGGAGGUAACCGACAAACUGAAGGAACGCGGCGUGGAUCUCGUGCACAACCGGUUUCUGAUCCUGCAGGGCGAGGUAGAGGCCAUCUCGCUGAUGAAACCCAAGGCAGUGAUAUGAGGGUGCGCAACUGCUCUGUCUCUUUCUCAUUUGUCAUGCAAGAGUUCUGCCAAAUUCUGUCUCUGACCCUUGCGGCCGUCUAUGCUUGUAUGGCAGGUUCUGGAAGUGUGGCCCAAACUGCACUACAAUCCGGGCGUUGAUUUGUCGAGUAAUUGCAAACGCGGCGCUUUACUUUCGAGGUGAUUUCUGCUGCUACUAGCGCCGUCGCACUGCAAAUAUAGGAGCAGAUGGAGUAGUUGCUUUUGCACUCUGAUAGGCGAAGGAGGGCGGCGAAGACGGGUUUCUGGAAUACCUGGAGGAUAUCAUCGGCAGCAACAAGUACGUGCCGGCCAUCCAGCAGGGAAACCGGGACCUGGAGCUGAUCACAGGAACGCGGACGGACAAGUUGCGGAUGUACCAGAUGUCGGAGAAAGCGCGGGAGCAGAUCAAGCCGCAGUACAAAGAGGCACUGAAGUGGAUCGAAACGAAAAAGCACCUGCUCAUCAGCGAGGCCUACCGGAAGCAACUGGAGCGCAAGUCCUGCCGCGAGACCGUGACGGAGGUGCAAAAGUGCCACGACGACGCGGAAAAGCUGGUGCAGGAAAACCAGAAAAAGAAGGACGAAAUCGUCGAGAAGCACAAGAUAUGCAUUGCAAAAGUAUCGUACUCGUCGUAUAAAUGCGAGUCUAGGAUGACGGAUCUGCCUUCUAUCUUAGCUGAAUCCGCACGACGAAUUCAUUUUUCUUCUAGGAAGAUAAAAUUUGUUACGCAAGUCGUACGAGUUGUACGAUACUUUUGCAUUUGAUACAAGAAGUUGACGGAUGAGCAUCAAGAUCUGCUGAAGGUUUACCGGGCGAAAAUGGACGAGCUCAAGGGAUGCCAGGAAAAAAUGGCGCAAUUCGAGAUAUCGCAAGAAAAAACUGUUUCACUGUGAACUUGUGAUGCAGAAAAUGGAUCGCAGCCGUGUGUAUCAUGCCACACAUGCAAGACAAUGGAUUUCUAGCUGUGUUUUCCCUUAGGAACCCCGCAUGACAGAUUUUCAGUAUCACGCGUAACAAACGAAACUUGUGAUGCAGAUUUUGCAAAAUCACCACAGUGAAACAGUUUUUUCGUGCGAUACGAGAUGGACGACAAACAGUGCCAGCAGGAGAAGCUCGAAACCGAGCAUAUGCAUUGCAAAUACGUCUGGGUCUGGAACGCUGGAGCUUGUCAUGCUAAAUUCCAAUCACGCAAAAAUCUGUGUUGCCUGAGUACCAAAAGUGGCCCACUUUUGACCAAGCUGAGAGGGAUUUUCUCAUGCAGGGCAGGCAUGAUAGAGACCUCACAGAAUCUGUCAUGCUCGGUCCUGCAUUCCAAACCUCAUGGGCCAUGGAAAACGUGCAUGACAAGUCCUGCAUUCUUCCAGGCCCAGACAUAUUUGCAGUUGAUAGAGCAAAAGAAAAAGCAACUAGACGAAGAGAUCCGGGAGGCGCAAAAGGAGCAGGCGGACCAAGCGAAGAAUGCAGAGGAACAAGAAAAAAAAGUGAUCCCGCAGGCCGAGCAGGAGCUGAAAUCUACCGAGCGCUUUCUCGAGGUGCAGGAGGACAAACUGAAAAAAUUCGAAAAUUCCUUGUCAGGUUGGCUUUUUUUUUGCCUUUGUUGAACGCAAAAGACUAACAACGUUAAAAAACAAGCCUGCGCAGUGCUAGUGCUAUACUAGAAAUUUCUUAUGGUUAUGCGGGUGCAGCUGGUCGUGUAUUUCUGGUGGGCUUUUUACUUGGUUGCCGGUGUUAUUUUUCAUUUUUCCAUAUAUGUGAGGUGAAUCGAGCCGGCUUCGCGAAGAGAAAAUGCAGUGGGAGGCAAAGCAAGCGCCGCUCGCCAACAAGAAGCAGGAGCUAUCCUGUGUAAAAUAUUGGAAGUGUUUGGCUAUCGCUAUCCUCCUUGUACUGCACACCGCUUCUGCACAGAGAUUUCGCUCUCUUUGAAUCAUCAUACAUAUAACUUCGUUUUGUCAUUGGAAAGGAAGCGGCUGCACAAUCAAGGAUGAGGAAGGAGGUAGCCAUCGCUAUCCUUUCUUGACACACUUGAUAAGGGUUGAGGGGUAAGCUGGAGAUGCUGGAGUUCGAACGAAGUCAGCUCACAAAGCACGUGCAAGAAGCCCAUGCGCGUUAUCCUGUGAAAAAUUAUCGCAUUGGUGAGUACAAGAAACAUGAUUUGCAUUUGCAGGUCAGCAAAGAGAGGACUUACUACUAACUAAGGAUUCUUGAUGUUCUCGAGCUCCUGUCUAAAUGUUAGUCAGCAUCGAUCCCGGGAGAUUACAAUUCGAUUUGCAGUUUUGCUGUGUCAUCUUAAAAAAGACGACUUCGUCUUCACAUCUCAUGCGAUAAUUUUUUCGAACGCAUAAACUGCUGGAUAGGAUGAAUAUGGAGCAUGGUCAAGCCAUUUAUGAAACUGAAAAGUGCUGCACCCGUGCCAAGGCAAUUCUGCUAUUUUGCGAGGAACAUUCGAACACAGGAAAUGUGAUGAAGAAAUUUGCGGCUUGCAUGGCGCGGGUGGGCUUUGGCUUUUCCUUUUGAUAGUGUCGGGCAGAGAAAGAAACUCCAGGAAGAAAUAGAUUUCUGUUCGGAGCAAGUAUUGGUUGAUUUGUCGUCUUUUUCUCCUCGCUUUCAUAUACAGUGUUUUGGUUUUCUUACCGCCCUAUACGAACUUUGCUGGAGACCCCCCUAAGAGCAGAUUUUAGGAUUGCGUAUUAAAACUGCUCGACAUUUCAGAUACACGUGAAGACACCGCUGGUGCGAGAAGGGCAGAAACGGCUUGAUGCUAUCCGGCGUUAAACAUCCGCAUUGGCAUCCCCACCUCAGCGUUUAGACACACACAAGCUUUUAAUGCAAAAUUUGCGUUUACAGAAACUGAAACAGAUACAGAUACAGUCCCGUCCGCUUCUUCCCGUCCGUGGCAUCGAGGGCAACGCUGCGUGUGUGUAUGUGUGUGUUUUGUAGGGUUUUUUUGCAUGUUUGUCGUUGGAUUUCCCAGAGCAACAGAAUAGGAAAACGCUCCCGAUGUUGUCGUGCAGGUUUAUGUCCCGUCUGCUCAGAGGUGGUAGGUGAUGGCCUUGUUGUGGCUGUCUUUGCACUACAGGAUACAAAAGCUCGCGGAAAUCAUAAAGUCGAAGACGCUAUGCAUCAAGGAAAUAUGUCUGUGUUAGGAUAGGAAGAAUGCAACAGACUCGUGGUGCCAGGGCUAGCUCUGGCUAACACGAAGCUUUUCAUUCUUGCAUGAGCAGCAAAAGCAAAACCUAUCUCCUUCAUGCUAUUAAGGAUUUCUAUACGCGGUAUAAGACGAGAAUAAGAAAGCAUUUGUCAAACACGUGCUGCUGUGGCUGCGCCUUGCAUUGCAAAUAUCGCUGGGCACGAAUAAGCUGCCGAUUUUCCAGACCCAGACAGAUUUGCAAGGCAUAGACACCAAUUCUGAGCCACCUGAAUCGCCAGUACGAAGAAGCGAAAUACCAGGUGGAAGCUAUCCUGAGUAAAAACGACCGCGCCCCAGAAUUGUCGUGCAGAUGCAGCAACAUUUACAUUCGUAAUGCGCACCCCCAUCAUAGGUAUGGGAGGCAAGGGCAUUUGCGUUUUUCGCCGUGCUGGGCUGUAAACAGGACAACCGGGCAGAUGGCUUUGUGAUGCGGCUGUCCUUACUAACCUGUAAUGAUGCGUGAGCGUGACUCCCAAAUAGAAAUAAAGUUCAGGGCGGAAACGUUUUUACACGGGAUAGAGGCCCACAGAAACACUACCACACGCAUACAAAUGUACUGAUAAUCUGUUUCACUGUGACGAAUAAUUUUUUCCACAGCUUGCAUGCUCAUAGUGUGAAGGCGAAUGAAAUCCCACUUGCCUCAGAAAAAAAUCUGAUAUGCACCUACCGCAGUACCAAUACCUCCUUUAUCUUUACAUGUUAACUUUGUUAUGGUCUUUCGUUUUACCAAAGAGUUUCGUCGUGCACUCAUCUCUUGCAAUAGCGUCACAGGAAAACAGUUUUAUCUUGGAUACACACGAGCAAGCUGAUGAAAGGCCUGUACGAAGUAUCCGCUGGAAAAGCGCUAGCAUCAAGUACAACAACGCAAAAAUGAUCAAACCGACAUACAGUACGAGAAUGCACUUUGAGCAAAUGUAUAACGUGCCUGCCGCCUACGUGCUCGCCGAUGAAAAUGUGAAAAUUUUCUUUCAGUGUUUUCUCAUGUCUUGCAGCUCUAUCGUGAUUGCAGACGAUGUGCUCAUAUGCUAGUGACAUUCUGCGCGAUAAAACGCGCGGCGCAAGGGCGACGUAGACUUCAUUGACCGACUGGGCAACCUUGGUACAACAACCUCUAAUCCGUUAUACUUUGUUCAUGAAUAUGUGUCUUGUCUUUCUCGUCGUCAGCUCAAUAAAAAGGUGCACUGCAUAAAUUUGCUAUGCGGGGCGUAUGGUUCUUAAAAUCCCACUAUACCUGCACCUUCUUCACCAAUUUGAUGUAUAAAAAUCAGGUAAAAUUGAUGACAAGUACGACGUUGCGAUAACCCAGGCGGGCGGCGGGAAGCAUGCUUUUGACCAAAUCGUGACCGAAACCGCCUCGCAGGGAACGGCGAUAAUCAAGUGGCUUAGCGAGAACAACGCGGGUCGCGCGCGAGUCAUCGCCUUGGACCAGGUCAGCAAGGAGGGUUGGGACCGAAACCCGGGCAAUUUACCCCGACCGCGGAUCUUCGACAUGGUUCGAGCCACAGAGGACCGACUCAGGCCCGCAUUCUACUUGCUACUGAAAAACACGCUCGUGGUAGAAACUAUGGACGAGGCAACUCAGGUACAACUACUUAUUUUGAUACGAAUUCGAUUGAUAAGUGUUGAAAUACGAAAGUAUAACGUUGCACGGUAGAAUUUCGUAAAACUGAAAGAGCAAAAGAGAUGAAAGCGUAAUAGUUAUUGUUGUAGCGACGCGGUCCCCUUCGUCAUCGUCUGGCUACACCGCUAGCGUUGCAGCUGUGGCAGCGGACGUGCGCAACACUGUGCGAGAAAGAUUCAGAGAACAUGGAUGUGACAAGCUAAAAUUUUUAGGUGAGCCGGCAUAACGGUCGACACCGAGUGGUUACCCUCGAUGGGGGGAUCGUGGAUCCAAGCGGCACGGUCACGGGAGGCGGAAUGCAGAAAGCGGAGGGAGGCGGGUUGUCGGGACCGGAGGCAAGUGGUACGACACGGACGAAUCUAACUCGGAAUCCCCUUUUCCUUGCAUCUACUUGCCGAGCUGGUGUGCAUUGUCAAUUGCUUUUUCCUUUCAUAGAGAACUAACUGAAACUGCUCUACUAGCUCUACUACUUAGAGAAUGCGCUGUAGUAGUAGAAAAUCACCAAUUGUACCCAUAUGACCUUAGUAUUGUGUUAUCGUUUAUUCAUCCGUAGCAACUGCGUCUGCGUGUGGAGAAGACGGAUCGCACUUCGCGACAUGCUGUCCACCUUUCUUUAUUCUGGCUUUUCAUGGUGAUGGUUGUGCGAGUUUGACAGUCAAGAAGAAAAAGCAACAAGUCGGAGGUGGGAUUAAGUACGUAGGGAUUGGAGUACGUCUUCCACUGCACAACCCGACCGGCAUAUUCGGAGGCGGAGGUGGAGAAGAUGAAAAAGGAACGGGACGAAGCCAGGGAAUAUGUUGCAGGAGUGGAGAAGGAGCUGGUUGAGCUCACGCCCGUCGUGCAGGAGGUUUCUAAUGAGCUCGAGCAGAAAACGCGGACGAAAAAACACUAUGAGGCGCGGGUCCCCGACCUUGACAGAAAUAUCGAGCAUUAUGCCAACCGGAUCGAGGAGGCAAAAACGAUGCCCGUGCUCAACCCAGAGCAAGAAAAGGCGGUCUCGAAGCUGCAGACCGAGGUACUAGGUUCUUGUGUACAACGAUUAAUUGUCAUCGUAGAUCGAUGUACAUGAUGUGCUACGUACAAAGCGUAAUUUUGAUUAAGUUCACCGCCUGUUGUAACGGGAACCAGCUUUGAUGGUACAGAAGUGAAGGCAUGUAGUUCAACCAGCCGAUAGCGCGGAGCGCUCGCAUCCGCGACUGAUGCGGAAAUAGACACGUUAAAAAUUUGCAUAUCAGGUGUCCAAAGUGACGAGCGAAAUCGGGAAUGUGGACCUCGAAUUAACGGAGGCCACCGACAAGGUGUCCGAGCUGACGAACGCGAUUUUCAACGUGGGCGGGGAGGAGCUGAAGAACCUGCAGAACGAGGUGAACAACGUGAAGAAGAAGGUGGAGCAGCUCCGCAAGGGCCACAUCAAGGCCAAAGGGCAGGUGGAGAUCUUCCGCAAGAACGUGCAGGAAGCGGUAAAAAAGGAGGCGGAGUCGCGCAAGAAGCAAGAAAACGCGGAGCAGGCGCUGGUCGACCUGGAAAAGCUGGUGGAAAAAACCGAGAAGGAGGCCGGUGAGUGCCUGGAGCGCUUCCACUUGCUCAUGACGGAAACGUAUCAAAUGUAAAAAUGUCUGGGUCUGGAAAAGUGUAGACUUGUCAUGCAGAUUUCCCAUGACCCUUGAGGUCUGGAAUGCGGGACUUAGCAUGACAGACUCUGCGAGGUCUCUGCCAUGCCUAUCCUGCAUGAGAAACUCCCUUCCAACUUGGUCAAAAGUAUAGAACAGCUUUUGGCACUCAUGCAACACAGAUUUUUGCAUGCUUCAGAUUUUUGCAUGCUUCAGUUGGCCUCGCUGCCGAUGCUGUCGGUAGCGGAUGUCCGCGUUCCUUUAGAAGUAUGGCGGGAAGCGAAGGUUCAGAUUUACCAUGACAAGUUGUAAUCUUCCAGACCCAGACAUUUUUGCAAUUCAUAGAACACAAGCCGACGAGCACCAGCGCAAGGAUCUGGACGCUCAGCUUGCCAAAAUAUCACACAGAAAAAAGCUGGCAGGGCAUAUUGAUAUUUGUAAUGCAAAAAUAAACACACAGAAAAAUCUGCAUUGCAUAUCCGAAACGGCAUGCUAUGAGGCCGCCCAUGCCAGAUUUUUCUGUGUAUUUAUUUUUGCAUUACAAAUAUGCCCUGCCAGCUUUUUUCUGUGGGAUACAAAAUUGACGAAGACCAGAACGCGGUCGCAAUGGUCUUGCUCGACGUCCAGGACUAUCUCAUUGAAGGCAAAAGUAGUACUAAAUCGCAUUCGUAUGAACGUUGAAGAAUUCAAAUUGCAAGAAUCUUCUGACGAGACAUUUAGACAAAAUCUGCGAAGAUGUCCUUGCUUCGAUUUUUACCUGGACCUGCACGAGAUAGUCGAUGUUUUGAAAGCAUUUGUGCCAGGAGUGCGAAUUCCGUGAUAAAAGUACAACUUUUGGGAUGCAUAGGGAGCAACUAAGCCGGACCAAGGAGAAACUCCAAGCCGCAACCGCUUCACUGGAGGACACGAAUCGGAAAUUGGAGCUGUUCCGCAAGGAGUACAAGGACCUUCCCGAUGAGGAUGAGGAGGAGGACGAGGAGGAAGAAGACCUAGACGUUAUCAGGAUGAAUAUAAGUGCCCCUAGAAUGAAGUUGUUGUACCCCAGAAAGGCGACGUGUUUGUAUAUGCAAAAGUAGUUAUUUUUAUUUUUUCCAGUGGAAUCAAUCAUUUUCAUUUUCAUUUCCCAUCUUGCAUAGCACCACAAAGAACAAUUCUCCCUGCGAAUCUAAGCAAAAACUUGUUUGAUAUAAAAAGGCCUAGCCGCAGAAAUGAAAAUAAUCGAUCCCCAGCUCUGGCAUUCGACGUGAGGCACUUGUUCUUUUUACUCUGAUAG